Molecule: messenger RNA, 1467 nt
Organism: Plasmodium malariae
Lineage: Eukaryota; Apicomplexa; Aconoidasida; Haemosporida; Plasmodiidae
Product: PIR protein
Exons: 3
Coding region: 1-1467 (488 amino acids)
Source: RefSeq, a predicted model, not a curated record
AUGGAAAAAUUAACUGAAGAAUUGUUGAAUAAAAUUUUAGAAGGAUCACGACCAAGUAAUAUAUAUAAUAUAUUAAAUCAAAGUGUCACUGGUAAUCAGUACGAUACAAUAUGUAAAGAAUUAAAUGAAAAUGAAAGUGGCAAUAAUAAUCCAACAGGAAGUUAUAAUCUCUGUAAACAAAUUGCAAGGAAUGCUCAGUUUUUAUCAUAUAAGAUAAAUGAAUCGGGAUAUAAGAACUAUUGUUUACAUUACACAUAUUGGGUAUAUUAUAAAAUAAAAAAAAUUUUAGAGAGCAGCUCGGAAAGUAAUAAAUCAGAACUUCUCACUAAAUUUUUGAAAUUGAACAAUACUAUUUAUAAGCAUUAUAAUUUAUAUAACUGCCUUUACGCAAUUAAAGAAAACUCUAUAGAAGGAUUAAACGAUAAGGUAGAUGAAAAACAUUUGUUCGAUUAUUUCAAAAACUAUGAUUAUAUAAAAAAAUAUGAUACUUGUAAUAAAUUUAAUUUCAGUAAAUAUGAAAACUAUCUAAAUCAUAUAAACGAACUAUACAAAAAGCAUAAAACUGAAAAGAAAUGCUGUGAAGAUCUAUUCUGGUCCGAUUGUCCAGAUUAUUUUUAUUGUCAAAAUGAGUUCGAUCCUAAUACACUCUUACAAGCAUUAAAUUCUAAUGAAAGUGAUAAAUGUAAAAACUUAAAAAAAUUAGAAAAAACUACACAAUCCGGUUAUUUAAUGGAUUCUGAGGAUUCCCAAACAGAUAUAAUAAGUUCAUUUUAUUUUACUAGCUGUACAGAUAUUAAAGGUGACAGCCCUAAUAAUCAAACACGUACAGGUGGAAUACAAAAAUGUAAUGUGUUUGCGGCAUCCCCUAAAUCACUUAAUAGUUCUUCACCGUUUACUCAACCUCCGCCUGAUUAUGUUACUUUUAACUUCGUCCAACAAACAAUAGCUUCUGCACCUUCUAAAUUACGAGAAAAGAAAACAGAAUCAAGCGAAAACUCAGAACAAGUUCUAUUGUAUCAUUUAGAGCCAAUAAUUAAAAAACAGGUCAAAAUUACUAAAAUAAAACAAGUUUGUAAAAAACCCGGAUUAGUAAAUGAUGCAUCUGGUAGCUGCAGGGAACCAAGUGUACGAGAAACAGGAGCUAUUGGAUUAAAAUUGGAUUCAUAUCACCCCGACAAAAAAAGAGCUAUUAUAUCAUUCAUUAAUAAUCCUAUUAAUAUAUUCAAUAACAAUGUAUUUCGUGGUGGUAUUGCUUUUACUUUGAUAGUGGGAAUAAUUUCAACUAUUUAUAUUUAUUAUAAAUUUACUCCCUUCGGAAGACGUUUUCAUAAAAAGGAACCAAGGAAAAAAAGAAUUGACAAUUAUUAUGAUGAUCCAUAUAUGCGUCAAUUUAUAAUUCGCGCCCCAAAACCUCUUAAAAGGAAAGUUGGAACAGCAAGAUUACAUUUUUCUUAUUAUUCUACAUGA